Messenger RNA from Talpa occidentalis (Iberian mole), 1423 nucleotides. Its product is annotated as zinc finger protein 256-like. Gene Ontology annotation, molecular function: DNA-binding transcription repressor activity, RNA polymerase II-specific. The transcript is spliced from 3 exons. Gene Ontology annotation, biological process: negative regulation of transcription by RNA polymerase II. The record is from RefSeq and is a predicted model, not a curated record. Lineage: Eukaryota; Metazoa; Chordata; Mammalia; Eulipotyphla; Talpidae. Bases 21 to 1271 code for a protein of 416 amino acids.
UCCGCGGCCCGCACGGCCCGAUGGCGGCGGCCGCGCCGAGGGCCCCGGCGGAGAUUGACGUGACCUUUGAGGACGUGGCCGUGUACUUCUCCUGGGAGGAGUGGGGGCUCCUGGAUGAGCCUGAGAGACGCCUGUACCACCUUGUGAUGCUGGAGAACUUGGCGCUCAUCUCCUCGCUGGGUUGUUGCUGUGGAGCAGAGAAUGCAGAGACACCCUUUCAACCGAAUGUUUCCAUAAAAGUAUCACAGUCCAGGACUCCCAGGGCAGCUCCAUCUUCCCGGAAGCCCCACCCUCGUGAGACAUGCGUUCCGGUCCUCAUGGACAUCUUCUCCCUGCCCGAGCUCCCAGGAGCGCAUCCCAGCCAGGACGUGUUUGGUUGUGGGGCGUGUAUGGAACAAUUGUUUUUAAGUGCAAACCUCCAGAAGCAGCACAUGGGCGAGAAGUCCUUUACAAGCAGUGAGGACAAAGCCUCCUCUGUGAAGCGUUUCAGUUUCCAUGUGUCGGGGACGCCCGUUACCUGGGAGGGAGCUGGGAAGGGCUUUCUGGCCACCUCUGAGCACGUCCAGCAGCAGACGCCUCGUGCCGGGCAGGGGCCCAGCGCAGUCACCCAGUGCGGGGCAGCUUCACGACGCAGAGAAAGUCAUGUCAGCGGGAGCGAAUGCAGGAUAGCCUUCCGCUCCAGACACGCGCUAGAUCGGCGCCGGGCCGUCCGCGCCGGCGGGCAGUGUUCUGUGUGUGGCGAAGGUGGGAAAACAUUCAGGAGCCGAUCCUCCCUUGCUGCGCCCCGGCGGGGUCACGCUGAGGAAAGCCUGCGUGGGUGUGGGGACAGCGGCCGGUCCUCUGGGCGCAGCUGCGCCCCCGGGAAGCCUGGCAGCGUGCCCGGGGGGGAGGGCGGCGCAGCAAGCGCGGGGUUUCCUUUCGCCAAAACACCGCCUGCCUUCCCUGCCUUCGCCCCGGAGACGGCGCCGGGGGAAGCCGUCCCCGGUGCGCCCAGCGCGCAGGGUCCCUGGGCCGUGGCCCCAUCCUUGCUUCUCGGCAAGGGAGGGUGUCCCCCGGGAAGGGAAAUGUGGAGUGUGCCGAGUGUGGGAAAUCCUUUCGGUCACGUUCCAGUCUCCUUGCACACGGGAGAGCUCACACUGGAGAAAAGCCUUACAAGUGUGAAGAAUGUGGGAAAUUUUUCUCGGCCGAGUCCGGCCUGCGUUCUCCUCAGAGCGUUCACGCUGCGCCCAGGCCCCGCGCGUGCGCCGAGUGCGGGAGGCCUUCACAUCUAGCUGCUGCCUGCGCUACCACCAGCGGGCGCACACCGGAGAGCGGCCUUUCGAGCGUAAGGCGUGUGGGAAGUCUGUUCCCUACAGCUCCAGCCUUCGUUGUCCCCAGCGGGCGCGCACGGGGACAGGCCGCGCGCGAGCGGCGAGUGCGGCCA